CCCACUGAAGAUGAGGCAUUCAGGAGAAUGGCUUCUCUCACAGUGCUGCUGCUGCAUCUGCUGCUCAUGCUCUCAUCUGCCUCUGCAUGGUACUACUCGUACUAUGGCGGAUCACUGACCUUCACCCCAAAAGCACAGUAUUCAGAUGGGACUUAUAAGGUGGAACUUCACAACAAGCAAACUACAAUUUACUGCAAUUUGAAUUACUACUCAUGCUCUUCUGGUGACUGUGGGACCCAGACCGAAACCACCAGCACAGCUUUUUACAGUAAUUCCUUGGGUUUCUACUGGUGCCAAUAUGACGCGGUGAACAAAAUAAACCUCAACAGCAACCUCCCCUUUGAGAUUAGAUACCCCACUAAUGUCAUACCUUACAUCGGUCUGGGCGUCUGGGCAUCAAACUUCAGGAACUCAAUGGGUAACUGGAUAAUGACAGCACAUGUGGACCUGGGAACCAGAUCUGAUACUGGUGAAUCCAACAGAUCCCCCAUCAUUGAUAUGCUGCCUGUUCUCAGAGUAACGAGGAACUGCCCACGAUCAUUCAACAUGGCAGUCUUUGAUCCGGAUGGUGACAAAGUCAGAUGCAGGGUACCAACAAACUCAAAUACAAAUGAGUGUGGGCUGUGUGGGCUGACUGCAGGUUUCUCUUUAGAUCAGAACUCCUGCUCCCUAAAGUAUAUAAACAGUAAUCAAUAUGGAAACCAUCCAAUUGAGCUUGUGGUGGAGGACUUUCCCAACAAACCCAUUACACUGUCCUACUCUGAUGGAUCCUACACGACAAAGCACCCUCUUUCAGUGUUGAGGCUUAAACGAGCAGCAACCAGAGCCACCCUAACUACAGCUGCACCAACAACAGUCGCUCCAACAGCUGCUUCAACCACAGCCGCUCCAACAACAGUCGCUCCAACAGCCGCUCCAACAACAGCUGCUCCAACAGACGCAACAACAACAGCCGCUCCAACAACAGCCGCUCCAACAGCCGCAACAACAACAGCCGCUCCAACAACAGCCGCUCCAACAGCCGCAACAACAACAGCCGCUCCAACAACAGUCGCUCCAACAGACGCAACAACAACAGCCGCUCCAACAACAGCCGCUCCAACAGACGCAACAACAACAGCCGCUCCAACAACAGUCGCUCCAACAGACGCUCCAACAACAGUCGCUCCAACAACAGCCGCUCCAACAACAGUCGCUCCAACAACAGUCGCUCCAACAGACGCUCCAACAACAGUCGCUCCAACAACAGCCGCUCCAACAACAGUCGCUCCAACAACAGUCGCUCCAACAGACGCUCCAACAACAGCCGCUCCAACAACAGUCGCUCCAACAGACGAUCCAACAACAGCCGCUCCAACAACAGCCGCUCCAACAGCCGCUCCAACAACAGCCGCUCCAACAACAGUCGCUCCAACAGACGCUCCAACAACAGCCGCUCCAACAGCUGUUCCAACCACAGCCGCUCCAACAACAGUCGCUCCAACAGACGCUCCAACAACAGCCGCUCCAACAACAGUCGCCCAACAGACGGCUCCAACAACAGCCGCUCCAACAACAGUCGCUCCAACAGACGCUCCAACAACAGCCGCUCCAACAACAGUCGCUCCAACAGACGCUCCAACAACAGCCGCUCCAACAACAGUCGCUCCAACAGCCGCUCCAACAACAGUCGCUCCAACAACAGUCUCUACCACUACAGCCACUCCAACAACAGUCUCUACCACUACAGUCGCUCCAACCACAGCUGCUCCAACAACCACACAGCCUUACCGAACAACAAUUGCUCCUUUGAGCAAGCUUCCUCUGCAGUUCACGGUUUAUGUGGACUAUCACAAUGCCCCUUCAUGCCUCGAUGGGGAUUACUUUCCCGUUUUCUCGUCACCAACUCCGCGUAAUGGAGUGAAUCUUCCUGCGUAUGUCAACCGCACCCUCGAAAUCAAAGUCAAAUCUGAAGCACAAUACACCACGAUUUAUGACUUGAUUGUCACUGGACCAAAGGGCAUUUCAAAGCAGAAAAUCUCCACAGAAGAAUUUAUCAUAAAUUGGACUCCAACUGAAAAUGAAUUGAAUGAUCAUUUUCCUAUUUGCUUCAUUUCGGAAGCAAGAGACAUGUAUUACCAAGUCUUUCAAUCAGAGCCACGCUGUGUGAUCGUGGAUGUUGGAUCCGAUGAAACCACUGUGACAUGCAAUGAAACAACGAUAACUGUGGAAGUGGAGAAGUCCUACCUCAUCAGACACAACGAGGGCAAAUUGCAUCUGAACGACUUCAGCGAAGCUUCCUGCGACCUGACAACACGCUCCAACACUACCCACCUGGUGGCUGUCAUGACGCUGAACACAUGUGGAACCACCGUAGAGGAGGAUGAAAACAACAUCAUCUUCAAAAACAUGAUCACAUCCGGUGACCCAACUGAAAUCAUUUCCAGAAAAAAUGACGUUGAGAUCGUCUUUUCCUGCGCCUAUCCAAAGCGAACCAACCUGACACUGGGAUUCACGCACAAGAACCCGUACGUCUUCACAGAGAAGGGCUUCGGGGCUUUCACCUUCCAGUUUGAAUUCUUCCAGAGCCAGCGGUUCAGAAAACAAAUUGAACAGCACACUUACCCAGUGGAGGUGUACCUCAAACAGAUGAUCUUCAUGCAGAUCGAGGCGACCACUUCCAUCCCCAACACAGAGCUGUUUGUGGAGUCCUGCAAGGCGACUCCAUAUGACAACCCAAACUCUCGCAUCAGCUACACCAUCAUCGAAAAUGGGUGUGUAAGAGACAACACGGUGGAAAUCUACAACAGCUCCAAAUCUCAAUUCAGAUUUGGAAUGGAGGCUUUUGAGUUCAUUGGUGCUCAUGAACAGGUGUACAUCACUUGCUCGGUCAUCCUGUGUGAGACUGGCGUUCGCGGGAGCAGGUGUUCUCAAGGAUGCAUCAACUCCAACUCAGGGAACCUUCGGGUCAAAAGAGAAGCUGUGGCCCAGUCUUCCCGCCACACCAUUUCCCAGGGACCUUUGCACCUGGCUAAAACUUCUGACAGCCAAGCAUCUGGCCCGAGCCUGAAUAUGGGCCUGAACAUCAUCUUCAUUGUUGGCUGCCUCCUGGCAUGUGGAGUGGUGAUCUACAGAUCGAGGAGGUCCAAAGCUAAAUACCAACCGCGCCAACCUUUGAGACAGACUGAAGACAGAGACGCCAUUUAG
Perca fluviatilis (European perch) is the source of this 3186-nucleotide messenger RNA. RefSeq names its product flocculation protein FLO11-like. The record is from RefSeq and is a predicted model, not a curated record. NCBI's taxonomy places the organism in Eukaryota, Metazoa, Chordata, Actinopteri, Perciformes, Percidae.